AUGACUGUCCCAGGCGACGAGCAGCGUUGGGCCGGACAACAAGAAGGAAGAAACAACGGGCGAUCCAGCCGUGGAUGGUCGCAGCAGGAGGAGGAGGAAAAUGGGCUCACUGAACUCGCAGCGCCUGCACCAGCCUCGCUGGAGGAGCGUGGGGAUGAUCUGAGCCGGGAACAGUCAAGAGCAAUAGAGGAAGAGCGCGCCGCGUCCGAAGGCAACGAAGCUGGGCUCACAGAGGUCGCCGCCCCGGUCCCGGUUGCUGAAAGGGAGAGAGGGGACGCGCUAGAAGAUGAGGAAGAGAAAGCAGGACAGGCAGCACACGACGGCGACAGCACAGAUGACUACGCAGAUGCUGAAUUGGCUUCUGGUACCGCUCUUGAAAGAGCACAUAGCAGUCAAGAAUCUGUGCCCGCCAAAGGAUCGGGGGAGGAUGAGAAGGCCGCUGGCUCGGCGCAAGCGAGCACAGCAGCAACGGCUUGGAACGAGACCGUCAUCGUAUCAUGGCUCAUCUUCUUCUCGCUCUUGGGCACGCUCGCCCGGCUGGGUGUGGAGGCGCUGACGACGUACCCAUCCACCCCUUUCGCGUCGACCGUCCUUUGGGCGAACUUGGGAGGUUCGCUUUGCCUGGGCUUCCUUCUCGAGGAUCGCCGACUCUUUAGCAAGACGGUCCCGACACAUCUGAUCACGAACGACAAGGAAGCGACGCAUGGUCAUAUUGCACGUCAUCAGAAAACUCUGCCUCUUUAUAUCGGUCUUGCAACUGGGUUCUGUGGCAGCUUUACCAGUUUUUCAACCUUCAUCACCGACGCCUUCCUCACACUCGCCAACCGCUUGGACUCGGCGUCACCAACGUCUCCGUACCACACCAUUCCUGUGACAUCGAUCCCUGAGCGCAACGGGGGUUACAGUUUUCUGGCAGUCGUCGGCGUUCUUAUCGUCCAUCCCGCCGUCUCUAUUAGCGCCCUCAAGACGGGAGCGCAUAUUGCCCUGGCCACGGAUCGCGUGAUGCCCGGCAUUCCACAAAGGUUCAUUUCUUGCUGGCUUGACUGCAUGGUGCUGAUUCUGGGGCUUGGUUGUUGGAUUGGCGCUGUCCUCUUGUCCAUCUUUCCACCCGGCCCAGCUUCUGCCUGGCGGUCGCGGGCCACGCUGCCACUCAUCUUCUCGCCUCUAGGCGCCCUGCUGCGCUUCUACUUGUCCAGGCACUUAAACUCACGUGUGCCUUCUUUUCCGUUGGGGACCUUCACAGCCAACAUCAUUGGGACCGUCAUUGAAGCCGUGUGCUAUGUCCUUCAGCAUACUGAUAACGUCGUCCUUAGAAACGACCUAGUCGAUACGGACGCUUGUACAGUGCUUCAGGGGUUGAUGCAGGGGUUUUGUGGCUGUCUCACGACGGUGAGUACCUGGGUGGCGGAAUUGGACGGGCUCAGAAGGAGGCAUGCGUGGGUAUACGGGCUGAUGAGUGUGGCAGUGGCGUUGGGUUUCCAGGUUGCCAUUAUGGGUAGUGUGCUCUGGGCGCGAGGAUUUGUUGACAGCUGUGGAGCAUUUGCAUGA
This is a messenger RNA of Cyphellophora europaea CBS 101466, 1548 nucleotides long. RefSeq lists its product as uncharacterized. The transcript has a single exon. Gene Ontology annotation, biological process: fluoride transmembrane transport. NCBI's taxonomy places the organism in Eukaryota, Fungi, Ascomycota, Eurotiomycetes, Chaetothyriales, Cyphellophoraceae. Bases 1 to 1548 code for a protein of 515 amino acids. Gene Ontology annotation, cellular component: membrane. The record is from RefSeq and is a predicted model, not a curated record. Gene Ontology annotation, molecular function: fluoride transmembrane transporter activity.